Vollenhovia emeryi is the source of this 2387-nucleotide messenger RNA. Its product is annotated as zinc finger CCHC domain-containing protein 4. Lineage: Eukaryota; Metazoa; Arthropoda; Insecta; Hymenoptera; Formicidae. Gene Ontology annotation, cellular component: nucleolus; cytoplasm. Gene Ontology annotation, molecular function: zinc ion binding; nucleic acid binding; rRNA (adenine-N6-)-methyltransferase activity. Gene Ontology annotation, biological process: rRNA methylation. The coding region runs from base 88 to 1650 and encodes 520 amino acids. The transcript is spliced from 6 exons. The record is from RefSeq and is a predicted model, not a curated record.
CUACUGGUUAUACUGUGCUACGCCCAUGUAUGUACAUACAUUUUCAUCCGGGCCCUAAACUCACCUGUGAAUUGAAUACGUGACAAAAUGUGCGUCGCACGUGGGAUAGAAUUCGUGUGGGAAAAUCCCGCGGAACAUCCCGAGUGUCUUCACGGACCAACAUUACUAUUUGGCAGAAAUGUCAAGGAUGGAGUGGAGAGAUUUUACGCUUGCUCCGCUUGUCGUGACAGAAAAUUAUGUAAAUUUUACCUAAAAUGUGGGCAGGAACUGUCCAAGUCUCAGAAGUCUAUGUGGGAGCUAGAAAAUAAGAAGUUUGCCAAGCGUCACGUUCAUCAAGAUUUAUAUAUUCGGUUUAACAAACUCAAGACAGCGCCCGUGGCGGACAGAUGCUAUUGCCAUAAUUGCGAGAGAUUGAUAUAUAAGUCUGAGAGAGACGAGCACACGGAUCACGAGAUCACAAAGAAUCUAACCGAUUAUCAGAUGUGUCACCCAACAGAGCUUUUAAAACCUUUAGAGAACGCAAAGCAGGAAGCGCAAUAUUUAUUUUCCAAGAAAUCUACGGAGGACAUAAUAAAUAUGCUUUUGAAACUUAAAGCUAAGCAGAUCAUUUGUAUCGGUGCACCAAGAAUACAUGAAUGUAUAAUCGAGCGUCACGCAAAUAAAAUAUCUUCCCUCCUUUUAGACUUCGAUGGUAGAUUUCAUAACUUUUUCGGACCGCUGGAUUAUUGCUGGUACAAUCUUUUCAAUCAUCAUUUUUUUCACAAUGAUGCCGUAGGUGUGUUCGAGGAUUUUCUUACUCAAAAUGAGGGGAAGGAUACUUACUUAAUAUGCGAUCCUCCGUUCGGUGGCCGAUUGGAGCCCAUUUCGUAUACUAUAAAAAGGAUAUCUGAUCUGCACAGAACGUUGAAUAAAUACGAUAACAAUGAUAAGUGUUCCCUGAAGAUCAUGUUUAUAUCUCCAUAUUUUAUGGAGCACAUAAUGAGAGAAAAGAGCACUCCGCCACAAGUGACUGGUGGCUUGAAAGAUUUAAAAAUGUCUGAUUAUAAAGUGAAUUAUGAUAAUCAUCCCUUAUUUGUAUCGGAAAAACAUGGUAGAAAGCAUGGUUCUCCAGUGAGAAUUUUUACGAAUAUACCGUUGAAUCUACUGCAGCUACCUUCAUCCGAUGGAUAUAAAUUUUGUCAGAAUUGUAAAAAAUGGGUUUCUAGCGAAAACAAACAUUGCAAGAUGUGCAAAGAAUGCACUUCCAAAGAUGGUCAAACGUACAAGCACUGCAACAUAUGCGGACGAUGUGUCAAGCCUACUUGGAGACAUUGUCAAACUUGCAAAAGAUGUAUGUUAAAGAAACAUACGUGUGGCACAAUACCGAAUGUCACAGGAAGAUGUUUUAACUGCGAUAAAUUAGGUCACACUAGAAAAGAAUGUCCUAAUUUACUCUCUACCGAAAUUCCAAGUGAGAUAGGUAUAAAGAAACGCAGAGCAAACUGUGAAUUGAAGAUGUCUUCAACUAAGAAAAGCAAAGUGCGACAUUCUAAGGAAGUUGUUAAACGGAAAACCGUCGUGAUAAGUAAAACGAAAGAAUCGGACCUAAGUGAGUCAUCGUCGUCACAUAAGACAGAGUCGAAUUAUAAAAAUACGUGUAUGUACAUGUAAGCACUGGCUGCUAGGCUCGAACUAAUUUUACUACUUGAUAAGGACCCAAAAAAUAGGGACAAAACGUUGUAUUAAACAAAUAAAGGAAUAUGCCAGUCGGGUUGACUAGUUCCCGUUUUAAGUUACAAUAGAUGUGUAACUAUAUGAAUACAAGAGAUGAGUGUUAAUUAUUAUACUUAUAUUAUUUAAAACUUUUGUAAAAGUUACUUUUAGCUUUUCUUUAUAUUAAAAAAGCUUCUGCAACCAUGAAUGGAAGAAUGGCAUCUUAUUAUACGUUUAUUCUCGCAUGGAGAUCGGAUUUCCAUAAUCUUUAGAGUGCUGAAUUGUGAAUGGAAAUAUUCCCGAAUACUCAGAAGGAAUGUUAAGUACGGAGAUUCAACGAUAUAAAUACCCAAGGCAGCCUUCUCGAGGUACAGUAGUAUCUUUCCGAUCUUCUGCGUAUCAUCUCGUGCGACAUCGCCAAAAUAUAGUCAGAAUGUUAAAGGAGUUCGUCAUUUUUGCAAGUUUGAUCUUUUUAAGUUAUGCUUGUUUGAUUACGAAUUGUCCUCGUGGCGGGAAGAGGGGUGAUAUCGCACCUUCUUUAGGAACUGUUGUACGGGAAGUACGUUAUAUUUUAUAUUACGUUUUAUUUUAUGGUAAAAUUCUUUUUAUUUUAACAGACAAUUUUAAGUUAAGACUCCUGAAACUUUUAGAUUUGCCCUGUUAAACGUGUAAUUAAAAUAAAUAAUUAAAAUUUA